Messenger RNA from Lasiodiplodia theobromae, 3948 nucleotides. RefSeq names its product NACHT and TPR domain-containing protein. Lineage: Eukaryota; Fungi; Ascomycota; Dothideomycetes; Botryosphaeriales; Botryosphaeriaceae. The record is from RefSeq and is a predicted model, not a curated record. Bases 1 to 3948 code for a protein of 1315 amino acids. Gene Ontology annotation, molecular function: protein binding. The transcript has 6 exons.
AUGCACAUCCGAACCUUUUCUCGAAAGAAAGAGAAGCCCGCGCGAGAAAAUGAGGGAAAUCCUUCCUCUUCCAGCCCACCGACCGUACCUCCAGCACCUCUGAGCCCCGUUCCUCCAUCCUCCAAUAAACCGAGUGCAAACCAAGAUAGCGACGUUCUGAACAGCACUGCCCUCGGCUCUGGCGUUCGUCAAGGCUCCGGAAAUGCUGCUCAUAGUAACGCUUCACCGGCAUCGAACUUGACUUCGAGUCCUCCACAAAACCCAGAUACCGCUCAAACCCCUCCAAAGGCAGACACAGCUGUAGACCGAGAGCCUGUUUCUGUAGAAGAGGAGAAUCUGGGGCAGGAAGCUGAUGCCUCAAGCCGAGAAGCCCCGUUCACCUCUGAAGACGAUGAAGGUGGACUUUGGACGGAUGCUCUCAAUGCCUACUUGGACAACGGUGGCGACUGGCCCAAGGUAAAAGAGUUCCUGGUAAAGAUUGGCCCCGACUCUAAGAAUGCCACCAUCAUGAUUUCUUCCCAACGAUUCGAUGAACAUCGCUCCAAACACGAGGAGAUCUGGGGCAUUCUCAGCAAGACCAUGGGCGUUACUAGGACCAUCGUCAAAGUUUUUGGUGAUCCAAUCAAAGAUGUAUUCUCUCCGGCAAGCAUCAUUUUUAGCAUUGUCAACGUCUUCUUCGACGCUUGCGAAAGGGUCUCAAGUGCCUACGAAAUUGUACAGGAGCUUUUCGAUGAGCUUGGCCAUUUUUUGAACCGCCUGCAGCAUUACAAGUCAGACCUGACAUCCUCUCUGCGAGGAACUGUGGUGAAAAUUCUACGGAUCUUGUUUGAGGUCAUUGGGUUUACCACGUCGGCUACACUCAAUGGUCAGAUGGACCGCUUGAAACGGUUCCUCAAGAAUAUUCCGAGUGAGGAUAUAACUUGGAAAGACAAAAAGGCGGAACUCGAUCGAUUGACAGAUUGGGAGCUUAAGCAGCUUGUUGCAGAGUCCCACCAGGAUGGGAAACAAACUCUGAAGAAUACAAAUUCUAUCCUUGACUCUAUUCGAAAGGCAGAAGGAAGCUUCGUGGAUGCAGAUCGCGAUGAGAAGCUCAAGCCUUCAUCGACUUGCAGGUUGAAGUUCUCACAGGAAAUCAUAAAAAGUCUAGUCCCCCGCACGGGAAAAUGGGUCCACGAGAAGCCUCCCUUCCAAGCCUGGAAAACCGGCAAACAUCCGAUCUUACUUAUAAGUGGCCCUGCAGGUGUAGGCAAAACAUAUCUCUGUGGAAGAAUCAUCAAAGAGCUAUCGACAACAUCAAGCGGGAACGACCAUAUCCUUGUGACGUCGUACUUGGGAGGCCAGAAGCUAGACUUCAAAGAGGUGCUCCGUACAUGGGCCUUUGACCUCACGCUUAAGAACAAGUCUUACCGUCAGCACGUCAAUAAAAUUAUCGAGCAGGAGGAUGACCUCUCAAAAUCACGCUCCAUCGAAGAUCUUUGGGAAAAGCUAUUCAUCGAAUUUCUGCCCAAAACUACGAAAGAGGAGCGAAGGAACCACACCCACAUGUACCUUGUACUGGACGGUUUGGAAGCUACCAGUGCCUCUCUGAAGGAAAUCGACACCUUUUUGACGCUGAUGAGCAAUCUUCAACACAACCCCCGGAACAACUGCAAUCACAAAGACACGCCCUCAGAGACGGGGUUCCAUUUUCAUGUAUUGAUCUCAGCUCGUCUCGAUCGCAUCGAUCCGGAAAGCUAUACCAGCUUGAACCAUUUCCCAGUGAAAAAAGAUGACUUCAGAGACGACAUCCGACAGUACAUCAAAACAAAACUGGAGGCCAAUACGCUUUUGGACAAAACGAAGCGCGAAGAGUACAUCAAAGAAUUGAAUAAAAAGGCAGACACCUUUGCAUACGCCAUUGGAAUGGAUAAAUGGAUUAGAACUGCGAAAACGCCUGAUGAAAUCUCUCAACAGAUGGAAAAUCGACCAACGGAUAGCGAUGGAAUGAUUCAUCUCACUUUGAAUCAAGUCGAAAACGAAACAAACGAGGUGUGCGAUGCUUUGAAUACAUUGCUUACAUGGAUCAUAUAUUCGCGCACCGAUGUCACCCUGGGAGACCUGGAUGUGAUUUUCAAGAUCAAAAGCCGUUAUGGACGAGGGAUAUCCAAUUUGAAAAAUAUGGUCAAAUCCCACCCUUCGCUGUUCGGAAUAACAACAAGGACGCCCCAAACACCGAUGAUUUCCAACUCCACCAAAAUCAAGGAGGCAGACGAGGCAAAAGAAGAGACGACUGCCACAUAUGCAGAGAUCGUUUCGGAAAAUCUCAAAUUAGAACGGAAGAGAGUUGCCCGUUUGAACGACACAUUAGUUUCCAUUGCUCAACCCGCAAUUGAGGAGUUUUUCAACACGAAAGGAAAAGGGAACCGAAAAGUUGGCGUGGACCCUCAAAGCGCUAAUUUGGACCUUGCUCGCUUCUGCAUGUCUUUUUUCUGCAACGAAAAGAUAUAUAAAUCGUGGAGAUCAAGUAAGAUUGCGGAAUAUGCCGAGAACUACUUCCACUACCAUGUUAGGGAUAUCGACCUGAACCGAACAUCCGACCAUGAUAAAGCGGAAAUCUCGGCUCUCAUCAUCAAAAUGUUCUUCGAUCAAGACGUUUUGAGGAGAUGGACUACUGGAUCAGAGGCCAUUCACAUCUCCAGCGAGUUUCUCGAUCCUGGGAAUUUCACAGUUGUGAUGCUGAGAUGGUUGAGGACCACCUCCCUGGACGGAUCCUCUAUAGAGCCACUAUCACAAUGGUUGAUGGAUGUGAAGGAGUCCUCCACACCUACAAUCCCUCUUCUGAGACCAAUGGCCGAGCUAUUCGCCUCGCGAUGGCUCAAUGAACUGUCGAAACCUGUCUCUCCCUACGAAUUCGCCUUCCUAAAAAGCUAUGUGGAUAUGUUGAAGAACGACUUGCAGAUAUGCGAAGACAAGCUGAUGGAGGUCUUGCAAUCGUCCCCGGAGUGUAGCACUGCGAACUACGAACUAGCUGAAGUCCAUCUUCGAAAGGACAACAAGUCAGCUGCGCGGGAGUGCUAUCUCAAAAGCUAUCAUGGAUUCGACGCUACCGAUGAUAUCUCAAAUCAAGUUUUAGCUGCUUUGAAAAUCCUUGGCUUGCACGGGAACCGCGAUGAAGCCCUGGACAUAUUGGAAAACGUCUGGGAGAAAGCAACUUCAAUUCAGUUGACGGAAGAGGAAUUACAUUAUGCUUACGUCAAAUCACUUUUCAAUGAGUUGAAGAAGAGGUCGGAGUUUGGAAAGAUUUGUCAAUAUUUCAACAGACUCGCCACGGACACGACGCCAACCGGGGAAUCAAGGCUGACCAGAUCUCAGUCAGUUCAGAUUAUUGAGAUUUUGGAAGAAUGUUUGAAGGAGGCACGGCUGACUGGCCACAUCCUGAUCCCAAUCCUCCAGGACUAUCUCGCGCGGUAUCUGUUCCAAACUACGUCUGAGGAUGAAAGAGCCUUCGAGUUAUGGACAGAAGUUCUGCAACAUCCAAAUAUUUUGGAGGAUUGGGACGAAUCUAACGACGUUAGCGGCUUCCUCAUGCUGGUUGAAGUCUUCAUAACGACCGGAGUUGAUGACGAGGAUGCAAACUCAGCAAUGUCCCUCUUUCUGCAGUACCUUUUUUACGACGGCACCUGGAAGAUUCCUUCCACACCUUGGAUUCAAUGUGAUGGAUGUGGAGAAGACUUUACCUGGGGAUUCUUCCAAGUUUGUCGGUACUGUAAAGCGGACUUCUGUGACAAAUGCCUUCAGUCGAUGAAGGAUGAAGAGCUUGGAUUUCGAUUAUGUCAUCCACUCCACGAGUUCUUCAAGCCGUGGGGGCCCAGUCCAGCUGAACGUCAGAAAGGAUAUGUUGAGGUGGAUGGAAAAGAGGUCGAGUUUGUGGAGUGGGUUGACGGGCUGAAGAAAAAGUGGGAAGUCUGA